Messenger RNA from Aspergillus udagawae, 3336 nucleotides. RefSeq lists its product as uncharacterized. The record is from RefSeq and is a predicted model, not a curated record. Gene Ontology annotation, molecular function: structural constituent of ribosome. Bases 1 to 3336 code for a protein of 1111 amino acids. Gene Ontology annotation, cellular component: ribosome; cytoplasm. Lineage: Eukaryota; Fungi; Ascomycota; Eurotiomycetes; Eurotiales; Aspergillaceae. Gene Ontology annotation, biological process: translation. The transcript has 7 exons.
AUGGCCGCACCCUCUGAAAAGUCCACGCAAGAAUCCAAACCUGCCGACCCGCCAGCAGUGUCCAGUAAUACGCCAACCAGGCUUGAAAAAACCCAUCCUGGAGUCCGUCGCUCGACUCCCGAUUCGGAAGCUUUGGCAUCCUCAGAUGACGACGUAGAGCACUCGCAUUUGCCGUCGACGUCUGCAGCUGUCUCUGCCCCCAAACCUACUCGCCGUACUUCAUGGCUGAACGAGAUCCCCCUCAAUAUGCCCCGGAAGGUGUCUCUGACUACUGGUUCCUUGAUCUCAGGCACCGGUGCCUCUAACCCGACCAGCCCCGCAACCGACCACACCGGAUGGCCUUCGGGGACAAGUCCUGGACUGAGCAGCCCAAUGAAUUGGAACCACGUAGGAAACAGCUCAUUCACAUGGGGCACAGGCAUUUGGAAUUCCGAAUCCAGAAAAGAGCCGCCACCCCGACUCUCAGAGAUUGUCCCGUCGCCUACGAUGUCCAACGCAUCCGCUGCUAACAACUAUUUUGCUGAUGACGUAUUGAGUCCCACUGCCCGCACUACAUCUGGAGAGUCGGCGAUCCCGUUCUCUAUCCCCCUUCACCCCACUCCCAAAACGUAUCGCUCGCAGUCUUACUCCGUGGGACAGAUGGAUCCAGAGUACUUGAACACGAUGGCCAAUAAGUCGACGGCGCCGUACCCAGGUGGGCGGGCUCGGAAUGCUGGACAAUACUCCGCGCUGCAACACCGAUCGUCUCGGCCAAGCCUCCUUGGAGAACUUGGUCAUGACCCUGCCACUCUCGGUCGUGUUCGUGAGGACGAUGACGAUGGCGGUAGCGGUACCAGUUCCGACGGUAGUCUCAACGCUUAUUCGGCGAAUCAGGCCCGCACAAUCGAGCAACUCUCGCGGGAGAAUGCAAUUCUGCGUCAGGCUGCAGGUCAACUGGAUAACAGACUGAGAGAUCGCGCCAUGUCUUCCGCGUCCACUGCCAGUGGUUAUGCAGUUGGUAGCAACUUGCGCAACCUCCACCGGAUUCGUGGGAGCGUCCCCGAGGAGACAGAUCUUGCUGUGGAGGAUCUCGACGAAGUGGGCAAUAUACCCGGUUAUAGCAACAUUCACAGCAGUGCACGUAGAAGGUUUUCCGAGCAUUCUGGUAACCUCGAGAAACAGCUGCCUUCCACUCUCACCCCCCUUGAGAACCGUGCGCUGGAAAGUAUUCGUAAGGCCAAUUGGCAGACUUCCCUUGGAUUUGGCAGCCUCGCCGAUAUUCCUCAGAGCAGGCGACACUCUUUUGCAGAUAUUCCUAUUCGGCACGCUUCUAUUUCUGGCGACUCUCAAACGGCAGCCACCUCCCGGGCUGGAUUGGGAGAUCGGGAAGACCAUCUCGUGAAUAUCAGUGAUGGAUCCCUUUCAAAUGCCCAGAGCCAGAAUCGUGAGUAUCACCGUUUGCAUGUGGCUUCUCGUCCCGAGGAACAUGAAAUGGAAAUGGAAUAUUUACGAGCUCGUCAAUUUGCAGAAUCCUACUUUGCUCGCGACCAAGCUCUUCGUGUUGCCGAAGGACCCUCUGCAGUUCCUACUUCGCUUCACCAGGCUUAUACGAUGCCAAACGCUUACGGCCGCCACCAGUCUGGUCUUGCACAUGGCCAUCAGAAUCAGCUUCUGUAUAUCGUGACUUUCAAGUGCCACCGUGCCGACGUUUUCUACAUUCAAGAAGACACUGGUUUGCAGGUGAAACCCGGUGACUUGGUUAUUGUUGAAGCGGAUCGUGGCACAGAUUUAGGCACUAUCCAGCAUGCGAAUGUAUCCUUGCAGAGAGCUCGGGAGCUGAAACAGCAGUAUGCAGAGGAACACUACAAAUGGCUGAUGAUGUUCUCUCGGCAAGGCCAGAACGGAGCCGCGAACGUGACGGGAAGUGUUCCAGCCUUGAGCGGAAGAAGCACUAUCGGCGGCAUGGGUCCUCAUGGUCCGCAUGGUGUGCAGGAUUUAGCCGGAGAUAUCAAGCCUAAGCUCAUCAAGAGACUUGCCCAGAACCACGAGAUCCUGACGCUCCGCGACAAAGAGGGCAACGAGGCGAAAGCAAAGCGGGUCUGUCAGCAGAAAGUUGCCGAACACAGACUCAAUAUGGAGAUUCUUGAUGCCGAAUUUCAAAUGGAUUGGAAGAAACUCACUUUCUAUUACUUUGCGGAUUCAUACAUCAAUUUUAACUCUCUUGUGACUGAUCUUUUCAAGAUCUACAAGACCAGGAUCUGGAUGUCGGCAAUCAAUCCAGCAUCCUUUGUGACCCCGCCAAAUGCUGGCUUGCCGCCUCCGGGAGGUGUUGGAAAUGCCGAAGGCAGAGUGUACGGCGCAGCUCGAGACGGCAUGGAUGUUGGCAGAGACACGAUGGGCAAUAAAAUCGGGCCCCUCCGCAGCACCUACACAGAUCCUUAUCAGUCUUUUUCCCAGGGUGCCCGACAGCCUGAUUCCAGCCUUGGUGAACUCGCGCCCAGUGCCGAUCCCUUCUCUGCAUACCCGCCAAACGCUUAUGGUAGUACCCUGGACACUGGCUAUGUCGACUAUGCCGCGCAUAGUCCUGGAGUGGGCGGUGGUCCCUCUCGGAUUCACAAUGCACCAAAUGACUGGACAACCCGGUUCCAGGCGUCCCACACACAACACCUCACAGACGAGAUCAUCUCUCCUUCAAUCUUUCCAGAGCGACAUCGACGACAACCGACGACCUGCCACGCCGACAAGAUGGGUGCCCUCAAGUACGUGGAAGAGAUCCAAAAGAAGAAGCAGUCCGACGUGAUUCGCUUCCUGCUGCGUGUCCGUUGCUGGGAGCUCCGUCAACUGAACGCUAUCCACCGUGCUUCCCGUCCUUCUCGCCCCGACAAGGCUCGUCGUCUCGGCUACAAGGCCAAGCAGGGCUAUGUUGUCUACCGUGUCCGUGUGAGACGUGGUGGCCGUAAGAGGCCUGUGCCCAAGGGUGCUACCUACGGCAAGCCCACCAACAUGGGUGUUAACCAGCUCAAGUACCAGCGUGCUCUGCGUGCCACCGCUGAGGAGCGUGUCGGUCGUCGCUGCGCCAACUUGCGUGUCCUGAACUCCUACUGGAUCAACCAGGACUCCACCUACAAGUACUUCGAGGUCAUCCUCGUUGACCCCCAGCACAAGGCUAUCCGCCGCGAUCCCCGCAUCAACUGGAUCUGCAACGCUGUCCACAAGCACCGCGAGAGCCGUGGUCUCACUGCCACCGGCAAGAAGUCCCGUGGUAUCAACAAGGGCCACCGCUACAACAACACCCGUGCUGGCCGUCGCCACACCUGGAAGAUCCACAACACCCAGAGCUACUGGAGAUACCGUUAG